Molecule: messenger RNA, 915 nt
Organism: Aspergillus calidoustus
Lineage: Eukaryota; Fungi; Ascomycota; Eurotiomycetes; Eurotiales; Aspergillaceae
Source: the annotation of a GenBank genome assembly
AUGCUACUCGAUUUACCAAAUGAGUUGCUACUAGCGGUUGCACAACAUAUUCAACGUGCUUCUGAUAUUAAUUCGCUGAGUCAAGCUACCAAACAGCUGCAUGCAGUAUUAUCGCCAUUUCUGUAUCGCGAUAAUAUCCGGAGACAUGGUGCCUCGGCACUUAUCUGGGCUGCUUCCUAUGGCUACGAUCGGACCGUCGAGCUGAUGAUUAGCUAUGGAGCUGAUGUUAACACUCGCGAUAAAUAUGGCGUGACAGCAAUUAUUGAGGCUAUACGGCAUGGGCAUACUAAUGUGGUCCAAUUACUUCUCAAAAACCGUGCUGACCUCUAUGCUGAGGGUCAGUUCUAUGGACCUGCACUUCAUGAAGCCGCGCGUGAAGGCUACGAAGACUUGGUGCAACUGCUGUUAGAUAACAAGGCUAAUGUGAACCACCACGGUGGAGAACAUGGAAGUGCACUCCAGGCAGCAGUGUAUGCGGGGUGGACUGAUAUAGUCCAGCUCUUGCUGGAUAACGGCGCCAAUGUUGGUGCACCAGGAUACUACGAUAGUGCUCUUGUGUUAGCAGCUGUUGUGGGCUACGAGGAUAUUGUGCGAGUACUACUCGCAAAUGGGGUUGAUAUCAACGCUCAAGAUGAAACAUAUGGGACUGCACUUCAGGCAGCCGCAUGUGAAGGGCAAGGCAAGAUUGUGCAGGUCUUACUGGAUAGGAAUGCGGAUAUUAACGCGUGUGGUGGUUAUUAUGGCACAGCUCUACAGGCAGCAUGCGCUGAAGGGCAUAUGGACAUCGCAAAAAUACUGCUAGAAAAGGGUGCGAAUGUGUUUCUUGAAGGUGGGGAAUAUGGCACAGUCCUUGCAGCUGCAAUAAACAAUGGAAAUGAGGAGAUAGUGCAGCUGGUUCGGGGCCACAUGUCUUGA